Molecule: messenger RNA, 2538 nt
Organism: Dromaius novaehollandiae (emu)
Lineage: Eukaryota; Metazoa; Chordata; Aves; Casuariiformes; Dromaiidae
Gene: ZBTB42
Product: zinc finger and BTB domain containing 42
Exons: 2
Coding region: 132-1562 (476 amino acids)
Biological process (GO): regulation of transcription by RNA polymerase II
Cellular component (GO): nucleus
Molecular function (GO): DNA-binding transcription factor activity, RNA polymerase II-specific; protein binding
Source: RefSeq, a predicted model, not a curated record
CACACACGGCUCGCAGGGAAAGUAUCGCGAGAGCGGCCGGCCAACAACCUGCUCCGCAGCACCGCCGCGCCCGCGCCGCGGCCGCGCAGGGCGCACAUGCCCACGCCGCGCCCGCCGGUUAUGAAGGAAGAAUGGAGUUUCCAGACCAUAGCCGCCAGUUGCUGCAGUGUCUGAGUCAGCAGCGUCACCAGGGCUUCCUGUGUGACUGUACUGUUUUAGUUGGAGAAGCUCAAUUCAGAGCUCACAGAGCCGUUCUUGCCUCUUGCAGUAUGUACUUCCAUCUUUUCUACAGGGACCAGUUAGACAAAAGGGAUAUUGUGCAUCUGAACAGUGACAUUGUCACAGCCCCUGCCUUCAGCCUGCUGCUCGAAUUCAUGUACGAGGGAAAGCUGGAAUUCAGCAGCCUCCCGGUCGAGGAUGUGCUGGCUGCGGCGAGCUACCUUCACAUGUAUGACAUUGUGAAAGUCUGCAAGGGCAAGUUGAAAGAUAAAGAAUUGUGCCCGGACGAGAAGAUGAGUGACGAGGUGGCCGCUCUGGAGAAAGCGGAGCAUUUCCUGGACGCCGGAGCGCCCCUGGCCCGCGAGUUCGACCCGGGGAGCAAGCCGAAAUUCGGCGCCGCCGAAUACGAUAGAGCGGCAGGCAAAGAAAAGGUCAGCAGUCACCCCGCCUGGUCCUCCGACCAUCUAAGUGUCAGCUCUGCGCCGGCAGAGGCAGAACCGUGCGCCGCAGCAGCUGGAAAAACAAAGGCUAAUGUCAAUAGUUCCGCAGGACCUUUGUCCCAAAGGUCUGUUAACCAUCGCCUGGCUCCGAGCGAUGGGGACUGUGCUCUGGAUUUGUCUUUCAAGCCCGUGCCUGGGAGAGAUUCCUUACACCCCUCCUAUGUCUUUGGACAGCUGGCUUCCGACAGCCAGCAGCAGGGUACCGAGCCACUUGUUAAAGAUGAACAAGACUUGCUGUCAGAUCAGGAGGACGGCGAAGCCAGGAGUCCGGAGAGUCAGCAUUUUGGGAAUUCAGCCAAGAGCCUGGUGACAGGGUUAGGACACAUGUUCGCGGGGAAUGGCAGUUCUCACGCGCGGGAGGAGGAUAUCGAUCAAGAGCGCGACGAGAGCGAGGACGACAUGGACGCGUCGGACAUCUCCUCCUCGGGUGUGCUCGUGCCGCCGGGGCACAUCUGCAUUUGCCCGCUCUGCAGCAAGGUGUUCCCCAGCCCGCACAUCCUGCAGCUGCACCUCAGCUCCCACUUCCGCGACAAGGACGGCGCCCGGACCAGGCUCUCGCCCGACGGCUCGGUGCCCACCUGCACGCUCUGCGGGAAGACUUUCUCCUGCAUGUACACCUUAAAGAGACACGAAAGGACCCACUCGGGCGAGAAGCCCUACACCUGCGGCCAGUGCGGGAAGAGCUUCCAGUACUCGCACAACCUCAGCCGCCACGCGGUGGUGCACACCAGGGAGAAGCCCCACGGGUGCAAGUGGUGCGAGAGACGGUUCACGCAGUCGGGGGAUUUAUACAGACAUAUCCGUAAAUUUCAUUGUGGCCUUGUGAAGUCCUUGGUUGUCUGAGACGCGCUCUUACUAACUUGUCUCUUACUCUGCAUUGUGUUUUUCUCCACCCCUUUUAAGACAGGGAAAAAAGGCAGCAUCUUUUUUUUUUUUUUUUUUUUUUUUUUUUUUUUUUUCCCCCCCCCCUUCUCCUCUCCCUCUUCUUUUUUUCCUUCAUUUAUUUUGGUGAUAUUCACUUCAGGUAUAUGAUCUUUAAAAGAUGCAGAGGUAUACACUCCAGAGGCCUUUUAAUGCAAUCCUUCCACCUCUCCAUCCCCCCUGCCCUCUCCCCCUUCCCGGCCCUGUCCUUUAGGUCGUUUCUCGUGCACCCAUGUUGCAUUAUUAAUGUGAAAUGAUCUAAGUAAUUCUGCGAUGAUUUAGCUUCUGUUUUCGCACUGAAACUUCUCGCUUUGCGGUCAGGGUUUCUUUCUCUUUUUUGGUAGUUGGAAAAAAGAUCGAUUACAAGUAAAUCCUGGAGAAAUACUUGGAUUCCCUCCCCUAGUGCCAUCUGCAUAUUGCAUACAAACAUUCAGAGAGAUGGACUAUAUUUUAAAUACAUUUCAGUAUAGAGAAACUUGUCUGCAUAACCCUGAGUAACAGGCUGUACUCUUCUUUUAUAGAACUAGAAGAGACCUUAAAUUGGCCAAAAUUACAAAGGGGGUUGAGAAUUCCUGGCUAUGUUUUCAGUACUGGUCUUUUAUUUUUCAUUCUCUUUUUUUAAAAUUCUUUUUAUUAUAUUGGAAUAGUUUGCAAUCAGUCCUAAAAUCUGAAUGAAGGUUUUUGCCUAAAGAUGAAUUUUCCAUCUGAGUGUACUUAAAUUUUCCUCUCCCACCCAUCCUCCUCCGCAGACGAAGCUACUGAAAAGCUCCGAACUGCUUUUGAACUUCAAACGUGGAUAGAAAUACUUCUGUCCGCAGCGUAUUCACUCCAUAAACGUUGAAGGACAUGCGCUAGUAUGUAGGAAAAAUCGUAUGAUCUGUGAAUAUUUUCAUUCCCA